CUGGCAUCAUCUGGUUAGUCGUCACCCUGCUGCAAGAAUCCAGAUGUGAACCCCCCCUUCCUCGAAAUACUUUUUCCUUCCCAAACCCGGAGCUCCCAAGUUUUACUUCCUCAUAUUCCAAGUAGGCCUAUAUAAACUCAUCCGCUGACCCACUUCAGCAGAAAGGACAGAAGGCUCGAAACUCCCAACAUUGAACCUCAACUUCAUCAUUCAAUAUCCGCCGUCCCACAUCUGAACCAAAGAAUGCUGCUGUGUUUGUGCGUGUUGAUGCUGGCGGGGGCGGCUCUGUGUCACCCGCUGGACGAGGUCACGCUGGACGCCCAGUGGGACCAGUGGAAGAUCACGCACCGCAGGGAUUACAACGGCCUGACAUCCGAAGAGGUGUCUGAGAAGAUGAUGGGUCUGCUGGUGCCACUGAACAGAGACCUCACCUUCACCGCCGCCUUCGAUGACAAGCUGGAGAAGCUGCCCAAGUCUGUCGACUACCGCAAGAAGGGCAUGGAUGAGGAGGGGAUCCGGAGGGCCGUCUGGGAGAAGAACUCCCGCAUGAUCGCGGCCCACAACGAAGAGGCCGCGCUGGGCAUGCACUCCUACGAGAUGGGCAUGAACCACCUGGGAGACAUGACAUCCGAAGAGGUGUCUGAGAAGAUGAUGGGUCUGCUGGUGCCACUGAACAGAGACCUCACCUUCACCGCCGCCUUCGAUGACAAGCUGGAGAAGCUGCCCAAGUCUGUCGACUACCGCAAGAAGGGCAUGGUGACCUCCGUCAAAAACCAGGGCUCCUGUGGGUCCUGCUGGGCGUUCAGCUCAGCAGGGGCCCUGGAGGGCCAGCUGGCCAAGACCACUGGGACCCUGCGGGACCUGAGCCCCCAGAACCUGGUGGACUGUGUGACCGAGAACAGCGGCUGCGGGGGAGGCUACAUGACCAACGCCUUCAGCUACGUCAUGCAGAAUGGAGGCAUCGACUCUGACGAGUCCUACCCCUACGUUGGCCAGGACCAGCAAUGCGGCUUCAACGUCUCCGGCGUGGCCGCUGAGUGCAAGGGCUACAAGCAGAUCCCCGUGGGAGACGAGAGGGCCCUGGCCGUGGCCCUCUUCAAGGCGGGCCCUGUGUCCGUGGGUAUCGACGCCGGCCUGGGCACCUUCCAGUUCUACCAGCAUGGUGUGUACUACGACAGGAACUGCAACGCCGAAGACAUCAAUCACGCCGUGUUGGCAGUGGGCUUUGGAGUCACCGCCAAGGGCAAGAAGUACUGGAUCAUCAAGAACAGUUGGGGCGAGGACUGGGGCCACAAGGGAUACAUCCUGAUGGCGCGUAACCGUGGCAACCUCUGCGGGAUCGCCAACAUGGCCAGCUAUCCAAUCAUGUGAGGGGACGAGCGGCGUCUCUUCGCUGAGGGGCAAGACGGGAAAGGACAGCGAAGCACAUCAGGAGGACUUGUCGUCCAGAUGACCAACGUCGACAAACAGGAAUGUGAAAUAUUCUAGAAUUGACCUGCUGGAAUAAAAUCAAGAUUAAGAAAUAAUCUAGAUCUCCAAGUUCGUCGUGCCUUGCCUUUGGCUCUCUAGUCUUUUUUUUAUUUCUCUGAAGCACUUUGAAUCGCAUUACAUUUGUCCCGAGAGGAUGCGUUUGGAAUAGAAACAUUUUUGUUAACAGAUCAUGUUUUUUACCAGUGUUAAGAUGUGUUAAGAUGUAGUUAAAUAAUGUGUGUUGAGGCCUUAAGCGUCACAUGGUUUUAAUUUGUGAGUGGCAACAUUGCAGGGCAAUGGGCCAUCUUCCUGUUGAUAAAGAAUAUAGUGUCUACAUUCAAAUCUUAACCUUCCUCUUUUUGAUCUUUGUCUUUUGUUUUCUUGCUCUGGUCAGCACUCUUUUGUUACUUUUUAUGAUUAAACUGUAUCAAACUAUUUUGUAUGUCAUGUUAAAUAAAUCUUUCGGUUUCAAAUGUA
Molecule: messenger RNA, 1947 nt
Organism: Gadus morhua (Atlantic cod)
Lineage: Eukaryota; Metazoa; Chordata; Actinopteri; Gadiformes; Gadidae
Gene: ctsk
Product: cathepsin K
Exons: 9
Coding region: 244-1371 (375 amino acids)
Biological process (GO): proteolysis
Molecular function (GO): cysteine-type peptidase activity
Source: RefSeq, a predicted model, not a curated record